Molecule: messenger RNA, 672 nt
Organism: Puccinia triticina
Lineage: Eukaryota; Fungi; Basidiomycota; Pucciniomycetes; Pucciniales; Pucciniaceae
Exons: 4
Coding region: 1-672 (223 amino acids)
Biological process (GO): vesicle-mediated transport; intracellular protein transport
Cellular component (GO): cytoplasm; plasma membrane
Molecular function (GO): GTPase activity; GTP binding
Source: RefSeq, a predicted model, not a curated record
AUGGGUCUCAGGUAUGUCCCUCCCCCCUCCGCCUGCCCCCAGAACCAGGCCCCCGCUCACCCCUCCCCUGGCCACAGUGUCUCACGGCUAUUCACCGGCUUGUUCGGCCGGAAGGAAAUGGUGCGUCCCGCCCCCCCCCGCCUCGGCCUCUGCGGCUCGCUGACUGCCCUCCUCCCCCAGCGAAUCCUCAUGGUCGGUCUCGAUGCAGCCGGUAAGACGACGAUCCUCUACAAGUUGAAGCUCGGCGAAAUCGUGACGACCAUCCCCACGAUCGGAUUCAACGUCGAGACUGUCGAGUACAAAAACAUCUCAUUUACCGUCUGGGAUGUCGGAGGACAAGACAAGAUCCGACCGCUUUGGAGACAUUACUUCCAAAACACCCAAGGAAUCAUCUUCGUGGUUGAUUCGAACGAUCGUGAGCGUGUAUCAGAGGCCAGAGAGGAGUUGCAACGCAUGCUCAACGAGGACGAAUUACGCGAUGCGCUCUUGCUCGUGCUUGCCAACAAGCAAGAUUUGCCGAAUGCGAUGAACGCGGCUGAGAUCACCGACAAGCUCGGCUUGCACUCGCUCCGCUCGAGAACUUGGUAUAUCCAAGCCACCUGCGCCACCUCGGGCGACGGCUUAUACGAAGGCUUAGAUUGGCUCUCCGGUAAUCUCAAGCGCAAGUCUUGA